Paramecium sonneborni is the source of this 1340-nucleotide messenger RNA. Lineage: Eukaryota; Ciliophora; Oligohymenophorea; Peniculida; Parameciidae. The record is from the annotation of a GenBank genome assembly.
AUGAUAAUUGAAUUGGAGGAUAAAUUAACAGCUUCAAUUCACUUAUCAAAUUUAUAAGAUCAAAUCAAUGCAGUUAGAUAAAGUGAUUUCUAACGUAAAUUAUUCUUUACGAUAUGUAUAAAUAAUGGAAAUUCAAAUAGGUUUUGGACACAUAAUUCAUAUAUUUGAUAGUUGCAUAGCUAUGUUUGCUUAUGAUAAUCCAUUAAUACUUUUAAUAUAUUUUGCAUGUUAUACAAUAGGUCAAUUAAUAGCUAUAAAUAAAUAUGUAUAACACUGUUAAUUUUAUUGUUCAAUUAUGUAAAUCAUUUUAAUUUGCAUAUUAUUUAUUGAGAUGCAUCAAGAAAUAAUUGUAUUAGUUAUUUUUAUUAUAAAAUCUUUGAUUAAUGGAUAUAUGAAUUAAGUACUUCAAAUGAUAAGAUUUUAAUUAAUAAAAAUAUCCAUUAAUGUAGGAUACUUGAUAACUAUAAUUUUCAGUUUGAUUGGAAUAUUUUGUAAUAGAUUUGAAUAUUCAAUAUUUCGAGUAAUUUGUGUAACUGAGAUUUGUCUAUUGAUAAUAUUUUUGAAGUAAUCUUCUCGUCUGCCUCCUUUGAUGGAGGAAUGUUUGGACAAUGAAUUUGAUGUUUAUGUUAAAUAUAUAGAAAAAUGUGCUGAAAAUAGUUAAAUCUUAAAUUAUGAAGAAUAGUAUGAUUAUAAUUAAAUAAUAAACUAGUAAAAAUUCUAAUGAAUAGAUUUCUAUAAUUCAAACGUUUUAAAUUAAAGUACAUAGACCAACAAUGAGAAAAUUAUUUACGAAAUUAUCAAAAAUAAAUGAAUAAAUUUAUAAAUACUUUAUUUGUUAAACCUUAUAAGGUUUUUUAUUUUAUAGGUAAUAAUAUAAAAGAAUUUAAGCAAUUUAACAUAUAUUAAAUAUUUCAACUCUGAUAAUAGCAAUAAAUAUAUUGAUAUUAUGCUAUUAUCUAUUUUUGGAGCAUUUAGUAAACCUUUCUAUUAAUUCAUGAUUGGAUUAUAUACUUAGAAAUAAGUUUAUUAAAUUUCAUGUAAAUUUAUAAAUAUUUUUAGAAUCAAUUUGCAUAAUAAGUUAAAUGUUGAAGAUGAGCUACAUUUACAUUAAAUCAGAUUGGAUGUUAUUGAUAGCCAGUUUAAUGCAAGGAGUAUUCCAUUACAAUAUUUCAACCGAUAUCCAUUCAGUAACUUGGUCGAUAAUCUAAGGAUUACCGUACGAUGAUAUUAGGAUUAUCAUAAGCGUGUCGUCAUCUUGGAGGAAUGUUUAUGGCUUAUAGUGUUUAUGAUUUUUUACAUGAACAAUUGUGGGAAUUCUUGUUUGCCUAAUUGAUAGUAGC